GAACUACAUUUCCCAUGAAGCUCUGGGAGCAGAGGGCCGCGGGGUCUGCCGGGAAAGGCUUACGAGCUUAAGCCAAGCGUUAAGGGGCGAGUAUGGCCGUUCCGCGAGUAUUCCCACUUUCCUGUGCGGUGCAGCAGUAUGCCUGGGGGAAGAUGGGUUCUAACAGCGAAGUGGCGCGGCUGCUGGCCAGCAGUGACCCACUGGCCCAGAUCGCAGAGGACAAGCCCUAUGCAGAGUUGUGGAUGGGGACUCACCCCCGAGGGGAUGCCAAGAUCCUUGACAACCGCAUCUCACAGAAAACCCUUGGACAGUGGAUUGCUGAGAACCAGGACAGCUUGGGCUCAAAGGUCAAGGACACCUUUAAUGGCAACCUGCCCUUCCUCUUCAAAGUGCUCUCAGUCGAAACAGCCCUGUCCAUCCAGGCACACCCCAACAAGGAGCUGGCAGAGAAGCUACACCUCCAGGCUCCACAGCACUACCCCGAUGCCAACCAUAAGCCAGAGAUGGCCAUUGCCCUCACCCCCUUCCAGGGCUUGUGUGGCUUCCGGCCUGUUGAGGAGAUUGUAACCUUUCUGAAGAAGGUACCCGAGUUCCAGGUCCUGAUUGGAGGUGAUGCAGCAACACACCUGAAGCAGAGCAUGAGCCGUGACUCCCAGGCUGUGGCCUCUGCUCUGAAGAGCUGUUUCUCCCACCUGAUGAAGAGUGAGAAGAAGGUGGUGGUGGAACAGCUCAACCUGUUGGUGAAGCGGAUCUCGCAGCAAGUGGCUGCCGGAAACAACAUGGAGGACAUCUCUGGGGAGCUUUUGAUGCAGCUGCACCAGCAGUACCCAGGUGAUAUCGGCUGCUUUGCCAUCUACUUCCUGAACCUGCUUACCCUGAAGCCUGGGGAGGCCAUGUUUCUGGAGGCCAAUGUGCCCCAUGCCUAUCUGAAAGGAGACUGCGUGGAGUGCAUGGCGUGUUCAGACAACACAGUGCGUGCUGGCCUGACACCCAAGUUCAUUGACGUGCCAACCCUGUGUGAAAUGCUCAGCUAUACCCCUAGCUCCAGCAAGGACAGGCUCUUUCGCCCAACACGGAGUCAGGAAGACCCCUACCUCUCAAUCUAUGACCCCCCUGUGCCAGACUUCACCAUUAUGAAGAUGGAGGUCCCUGGCUCCGUCACUGAAUACAAGGUCUUGGCACUGGACUCUGCCAGCAUCCUCCUGAUGGUACAGGGAACAGUGACAGCCAGCACACCAAUAGCCCAGAUGCCAAUCCCUCUGCAGCGUGGCAGCGUGCUCUUCAUUGGGGCCAAUGAGAGCGUCUCACUGAAGCUUACUGAGCCGAAGAAUCUGCUGAUAUUCCGUGCCUGCUGUUUGCUGUAGAGGCCACAGCCUCCCUAGCUCUCCUCUGCCAGUCACCCUAAAUUCCAGCCAGCCUCACCUCCUCAGGCUCAGCUCAAGCCCCCUUUCUUGCUCUGGACCCCUUAGGUACACCCUGGAAGAGCUGGGGUGGAGGAGGGAGCCUGAAGGUAGUGACUCCUGACUACACUUGAGCCAGGCUCUUGCCAACUCUGCUCUAGCCUAUGGCUCUAGGCUAGCCAGCAAAAUCUGUGACCCAGCAUUAGCUCAGCAUCUGUCAGAGCAAGAGGUCAGGUAAUUUCCAAGAACAGUGUUCUUACCCUGGGACUACCCAUUUCCUCAGCUGCAGAGGAGGGAAGGGAAAGGGCAGUCCUGUGGACUAACAUUGUUUACACCCUCUUGUUCUGUCAAAGCAAUUAAAAGUCACUUGUGUUGAGGCUGUGGGGUAAUGAGCACUCAGCCUUUGGGGUACCUGUUCCUAAAAUGGGCCAAAGUGCCCUCCUUGCAUGAUGCCCCAGUUUUUGCUUUAUUCCUACUUCACAGUUUCCUGGGGGUGGGUCAACUAUACUCCAGAACACUUGUAUGGGAAGGAGUGGAAGAGGAAGCCAGCUUCAGCCUCAGAGGCACAGCUUGCAAGCAGGCCUUGGGUCCUUCAGCCCUACAGAGAGAAGGUGGCUCAAAGGAUACACCAAUCAUCAGUGCAAGAUUCUUUGCUCCCGUUUUUCAAUUGGCCCUAGAGCAGGGGUCAGCAAACCAGGCUGGCAGGCCAGUUCUGGCCAAACCUGUUCAUUUAUAUACUGUCUGGCUGCUUUCAAGCCACAGGGGCAAAGUUGAAGAGUUGCACUAGACCGUAUGGCCUGCAAAGCCCAAACUACUGAUUGUCAACCCCUUCUCUAGAACAUACUCAACUGUUGCAGAUUACAGGGACUCAGGAACUGAACUAGCCAAUUUUCAUUGUGAGAAGAAGCCCAGUUAGCUUUCCUAAGCUGGCACGAAAUACGUAAGAGGGAAUCUCUCCCAAUGCCCUGCUCCAGGGGUGGGACACACCUGCGAGAGGCUGUUGGCUGUCUGUCGCUGCUCACGUUUCUGACCUGCAAUCGUAGAUACUGUCAUCCGAGACUAAUCAGUCUUAAUCCACUGGCUCCUUCCUGUGAGGUAAAGGUUUAAAUUCAAAGAAAAGAAUCUUUCUGGGCUUCUGCCCACACUAGAGUUCCAGGAAACCACCUUCAAAAAAUCUCCUGUGUUUUUUUUGCCUUCAAAUUUUCUUCAGCUAAAAACAAUAAAGAUGAGCUGGA
This is a messenger RNA of Cebus imitator (Panamanian white-faced capuchin), 2635 nucleotides long. It is a transcript of the gene MPI, whose product is annotated as mannose phosphate isomerase. The record is from RefSeq and is a predicted model, not a curated record. The coding region runs from base 93 to 1364 and encodes 423 amino acids. Gene Ontology annotation, cellular component: cytosol. Gene Ontology annotation, biological process: carbohydrate metabolic process; GDP-mannose biosynthetic process. NCBI's taxonomy places the organism in Eukaryota, Metazoa, Chordata, Mammalia, Primates, Cebidae. Gene Ontology annotation, molecular function: mannose-6-phosphate isomerase activity; zinc ion binding. The transcript is spliced from 8 exons.